This is a messenger RNA of Dreissena polymorpha, 3236 nucleotides long. RefSeq lists its product as uncharacterized. The record is from RefSeq and is a predicted model, not a curated record. NCBI's taxonomy places the organism in Eukaryota, Metazoa, Mollusca, Bivalvia, Myida, Dreissenidae. The transcript has 8 exons. Bases 219 to 3236 code for a protein of 1005 amino acids.
GCCAAGAUUGCGACUAUUUAACACGAGAUAUAUCAGAGUGACUAAGAUUGGUAUUUCCUACUCAAGAUGGCGUCGAAUAAUAACGCAUUGUAAUUAGUCUCUAUUUGUUUGAGACUUUCUUUGGAAUAAAUAGUCAUACAGUUGUGAAAAUGAUAUUUACAAUUGGAGGAUCAUUUAAUCAGGCUGACUUCGGUCUUUUAUAUCAUUGAUAUGGGAAGAUGAUUGGAACGCCCGUCAUGGAAAAUAUGGAUUUCAAUGUAACAGAGACAUGCCAUGUCAUGGAUACGUAUGUUACACACUUAUUUAUUCCGUUGUGUUUAUGCGCGUUAUUAGGUAUUGUUACAUAUCUGGCUCACAGAUUUUUUCAGAAACGUUUUACAUCACAAAAUCAAGAAAGAGUACACACAGAUCACGAAAUAAACAUAGCUCAGACAGAGCGAAUAGCUGGCUCUGUUAAAGAUAUUACUGCUGAACUAAAACCAAUGAUUUAUCAAAGCACUGAAACCGUAAGUUUUUCAAGCAUCUUUGCUGACGUUAACUUGAGUGGCUGUUUUGAAGAAACGACGAUUUAUACCAGACAAACGGUAAAAGACACCGAAAGAGCAUUACAAGAAAAUCAUCAGGAUUCAUCUUCUGAAACUUUGUUAGCAAUUGGUGUACAUGCAUUUCUGGGUAGCGAAAUCAAGUCGUCUGAAGCCAAUCUUGCUGCGCAGAUUGAGAAAUCCGAAAUAGUUACACGACGUACAAUCGAAGAAACAGAAAUGGCAUUUCAAGGAAAUCAACAAGUUUGUACUACGGAAAUUUUGUCACAAAUUAGAAAACAUACAUCUGAUCUGAGUAGCGAAAUGAAUUUGUCUGAAAACAAUCUGUCUACGCUCAUUGAGAAAUCCGCAAUAGAAACCCAACGUACAAUCGAGGACACAGAAAUGGCCCUGAAAGAAAAUCAACAAGAUUGUACUACGGAAACUGUGUCCCAAAUUGUAAAACAUACAUCAUUUCUGAGUAGCGAAAUGAAAUCGUCUGAAAACAAUCUGUCUGCGCUUAUUGAGAAAUCCGCAAUAGAUACCAGACGUACAAUCGAGGACACAGAAAUGACCUUGAAAGAAAAUCAACAAGAUUGUACAACGGAAACUGUGUCCCAAAUCGUAAAACAGACAUCAUUUCUGAGUAGCGAAAUGAAAUCGUGUAAAAACAAUCUGUCUGCGCAUAUUGAGAAAUCAGCAAUAGAUACCCGACUUACAAUCGAUGACACAGAAAUGGCAUUAAAAGAAAAUCAACAAGAUUGUACUAUGGAAAUUGUGUCACAAAUUGGAAAAAAUACAUCAUUCCUGAGAAGCGAAUUGAAAUCGUCUGAAACCAAUAUUGCUUCGCGCAUUGAGAAACUCGAACGUUCAAUAGAAUCUCUGGUGACAAAAGACAGCGAGAACAGAACAUCGCUAACUUUGUUAGCAAUUGGUGUACAUGCAUUUCUGGGUAGCGAAAUCAAGUCGUCUGAAGCCAAUCUUGCUGCGCAGAUUGAGAAAUCCGAAAUAGUUACACGACGUACAAUCGAAGAAACAGAAAUGGCAUUUCAAGGAAAUCAACAAGUUUGUACUACGGAAAUUUUGUCACAAAUUAGAAAACAUACAUCUGAUCUGAGUAGCGAAAUGAAUUUGUCUGAAAACAAUCUGUCUACGCUCAUUGAGAAAUCCGCAAUAGAAACCCAACGUACAAUCGAGGACACAGAAAUGGCACUGAAAGAAAAUCAACAAGAUUGUACUACGGAAACUGUGUCCCAAAUUGUAACACAUACAUCAUUUCUGAGUAGCGAAAUGAAAUCGUCUGAAAACAAUCUGUCUGCGCUUAUUGAGAAAUCCGCAAUAGAUACCAGACGUACAAUCGAGGACACAGAAAUGACCUUGAAAGAAAAUCAACAAGAUUGUACAACGGAAACUGUGUCCCAAAUCGUAAAACAGACAUCAUUUCUGAGUAGCGAAAUGAAAUCGUGUAAAAACAAUCUGUCUGCGCAUAUUGAGAAAUCAGCAAUAGAUACCCGACUUACAAUCGAUGACACAGAAAUGGCAUUAAAAGAAAAUCAACAAGAUUGCACUAUGGAAAUUGUGUCACAAAUUGGAAAAAAUACAUCAUUCCUGAGAAGCGAAUUGAAAUCGUCUGAAACCAAUAUUGCUUCGCGCAUUGAGAAACCCGAACGUUCAAUAGAAUCUCUGGUGACAAAAGACAGCGAGAACAGAACAUCGCCGGGCCAAGACGAGUACCUAGCAAAAUGCCAAGAUGUUCGUGAAAGAUUAAUAGAGUUCUAUACGACGACGAAGAAAACUGUAUCUGUUUCACCACUAAGGGAGGGUCGUGACAAACCUAUAUGGGAUGUUUUUGUGCAACCGAAAUUGAGCAACGUAAUAAUUGAGAAAGAUGGAUCUCGAAAGAAAACGGGAAACCCGGUUAACCAAUAUAAAGCCUUAUUUUAUAAAGAUGAAAAGCUCAGUAGUCGUGUAUUUGUUCAAGGAGAUCCGGGGAUGGGGAAAACUACAUUCCUCACUAAACUGGCUCUUGACUGGUGUGAUGCAGUGUCUGAGCACAAUCCUGAUUAUAGUGCUACAUUUAGUGAUGUCGAUACAUUAAAGGAGUUCCAGUUUCUCUUUCAAAUAUCACUAAGAGAUGCAAAGGACCAGCGGGAGGUUAUAGAGAUGAUCAAAACACAAAUAAUAGACAUGAUUUACACUGGAAAUAAACUAUUAUUCCAGCGCAUGAUCAUUGAUGGAUGCAUAGAAGCAAAAGCCAGCGGUGAAAAGAAAAUUUGCCUGAAGUCAUCAGAGAUUCUUCACACGCUCAACAGGCUAACUAAGCUGUAUUUGAGUGGAACCUAUACGGGUCGGUGUGAUCUCAAGCUGCCUGCUUCAUUGGAGUAUGUAAGACUUCAGUCAAGUGAAGAAAUCCGCGGAGACGAAGCGCAUACACAUGUAUCGGACUUGCGAUCUGAAAUACUGUCAUAUGACCUGUCCAACAUUACGAUAUCAGUGGAAAAUGGCAAUCAUCCUGUCAAGUGUGAGCUGUCGGAUGUUGAAUUGCAGUCAAGUGAAGAAAUCCGCGGAGACGAAGCGCAUACACAUGUAUCGGACUUGCGAUCUGAAAUACUGUCAUGUGACCUGUCCAACAUUACGAUAUCAGUGGAAAAUGGCAGCAAGCGAACGAACCCGUGGAGGCGAAUCACAUACACAUUUAUCGGAGUUGCGAUCUGA